AUGUUACUGCAUAACUUCAUCAACCCGUGUUGCAUAGCUGCAUUGUUUAUAGCCGUUGUUGGGGCAAUAGAGAUAUGUAAUGGCGAUGAAUGUUACACCGCAAUGUUGAGAGUAAGCGAUAUCAAAUCAAUAUCACAAACAUACUUGGCAAACGGGGAUUCUGAUCCCCCAAUUCACGACAUGGCUUCUAUACCGGUGUACAUAUUCACGCUUGACAAUGGUGCCCAUCUUGUCACCCUUAACUCAACAGAUGAAUUAGUGAAGAGCGGUGUGAUAGGAAAAAGGAGGAGUUUCUUGGAGUAUCUUCUCUUUGGCUUUGUAAUAUAUGUGUUAGUAUAUGCCGUUUUACUUACCAUCGCGCUUACGACCAAUGACAGAGAUGUCAAGCAAGCCAGUGACUUUCUGGCACUGUGGGGCGUAGCGGUGGGAGAUUGUUUCCAUGUAUUGUGGACAACCGUUGCGUACGGGAAUCGUCACCAUGUCAGUCUUUUUGCAGAUAGUGAGAAAAGGAACGCAGCGAUAAGGGAUUAUGAGAAAAGAAGGACUCCUGAGUCUGCCUCUAGAGCCGACAGUCACUCAAAAACUGAUGAAAAAUUUGGUGUAUAA
This is a messenger RNA of Kuraishia capsulata CBS 1993, 606 nucleotides long. RefSeq lists its product as uncharacterized. The transcript has a single exon. Lineage: Eukaryota; Fungi; Ascomycota; Pichiomycetes; Pichiales; Pichiaceae. The record is from RefSeq and is a predicted model, not a curated record. Bases 1 to 606 code for a protein of 201 amino acids.